Messenger RNA from Fomitiporia mediterranea MF3/22, 1295 nucleotides. RefSeq names its product 3-hydroxyisobutyrate dehydrogenase. Gene Ontology annotation, cellular component: mitochondrion. Gene Ontology annotation, molecular function: NADP binding; 3-hydroxyisobutyrate dehydrogenase activity; NAD binding. The coding region runs from base 185 to 1216 and encodes 343 amino acids. The transcript is spliced from 5 exons. Gene Ontology annotation, biological process: L-valine catabolic process. Lineage: Eukaryota; Fungi; Basidiomycota; Agaricomycetes; Hymenochaetales; Hymenochaetaceae. The record is from RefSeq and is a predicted model, not a curated record.
GCAUUGUGCUGUACCAGGACAGCUACAGAGAAUCAGUCCUCAUCGCGACGCUGGCGCGACUUGACCGACAUCGGAGUCACUCACACACGCGAUGCGGACCUCACCAACGUGCCUGGCUUGCGGUCUGCACAAAGCCUUGAACAGGCAUUCUCACCCGUUGUCGCGCGCUGCAUCGUCGUUAUCAAUGUCAGCGUCAGCUGCAUCGCAAUCGAACCCUCGUGCAACUACUAUCAGUUUCUUAGGCCUGGGGCGUAUGGGCUCGGAGAUGGCCUACAAUCUAUUCUCGAAGCGCCAUGCGCGUGCACGUGAAGCCAAUGUAGUAAAUACAGACAGCAACUUUGUUGUAUGUGAUGCCAUACCCGAAGCUGCUCAUGCAUUCGCUAGGCAUUUCCAAUCUCAGUUCCCGCGCAGCAAGGUACGCGUAGUUGAGACACCGGAAGAAGCUACAUUAGCGUCGUCGACUGUCAUAACCAUGCUGCCGUCCUCACCACAGGUGCGAACCGUUUACACGGCAGCAAAUGGUGUACUCGCAGCACUACGCAACUUGCCGCCUCAUGAACGCAAACAGACAUUAUGUAUUGACUCUACAACCUUGGACGUGGAGGUGGCACGCCAAGUCGCUUCGGAGGUGACGGAAGCCGGCGCUAAAAUAGUUGACGCACCAGUUUCCGGAGGCGUUGCAGGCGCUAAGGCCGGAACACUGACAUUUCUUGUCGGCGGAGACGAAGCAGCGUUUACUCUCGCUUCACCGAUUCUAGCGCAUAUGGGCCGACGUCUUGUCCAUUGCGGCGGGGCUGGAUCGGGCCUUGCCGCGAAGAUUUGCAACAAUCUUAUGCUCGGUGUAGAACAGACGGUGACGGCGGAAGCGAUGUUGCUCGGGCAACGACUCGGUGUGCGCGCGGAGGUACUCGCGGAUGUCAUCGGGAGCUCAACUGGUGCGUGCUGGAGCAUGUCGCAGAACAAUCCAGUUCCCGGUGCGCGGCCGGGAGUGAAUACACCGAGCGAACGCGGUUUCGAAGGUGGAUUUGCUACGGCGCUGAUGAUCAAGGACAUGGGACUAGCAAAGGAAAGUGCAGAACGGACGGGCGUUUCGUUGCCGCUAGGUGCGGCGGCACAAGAGAUAUACGAAGAAGCAAUCAAGGAGAUGCCUGAGCUAGCGCAGAAGGACUUCUCGAGCGUUUAUCGAUACCUGGAAGGCUUGUCCGUGAAGAAGUAAGGCGUACACAGUACAUGUAGAAUUACUGAAGACUUGUGGCGUGAGAGUUGAAUACCUGUUGUGAUAAAUAGGUCAGAAA